This is a messenger RNA of Cariama cristata (Red-legged seriema), 270 nucleotides long. RefSeq names its product adaptor-related protein complex 5, sigma 1 subunit (gene AP5S1). NCBI's taxonomy places the organism in Eukaryota, Metazoa, Chordata, Aves, Cariamiformes, Cariamidae. Gene Ontology annotation, biological process: endosomal transport; double-strand break repair via homologous recombination. The annotation marks the transcript as partial. The record is from RefSeq and is a predicted model, not a curated record. The transcript has a single exon. Gene Ontology annotation, cellular component: cytosol; AP-type membrane coat adaptor complex; late endosome.
GUAGCCUGGCUAUCGGUGUUGGCUCUCGCCUUUGCCUUGGUUUGUGACCCUGGAGAGAAUCGAUCGUUGGCCGAAAUCACCCUGCGCCGCUUGGCCCCCCGCUUGCUCACCUCCCUGCGCCUCCUCGGCCCCGGCGCCGACGUCCUGCUCCGACCCGAGACCGCCGACGUCCUCCUCGAUCAUCUCCUACCCCACGGACAGAUGCUUUUCCUCAACGAACGUUUUCUCCAGGCGAUGGACCGGGAGAUGGGCAUCAAAGCAUCUCGCUGA